AGCCAUAUCUCUGUGGAACAGUAGCGCGGCCAGUUUGUAUAGCCGUGCCGUCAAACACGAAAACUACCUUCAUUUUCUAAUUUUGUUUCAGUUAGUUUUUCACACAUUGCAAGUUUUAUUUUCAGCUUUUCAUUUACUCCGUGUUAAUGAGGCCUAUUUUGUUUUAGUUUGCAAAAUUCUUUAAAAUCAAUCGUUUUCGUUAAUUUCAUUUCGAUAGUUUCCGGUUUCGUUUUCGAUAAUAAUUGUGCUAUAAGUUUCGGUAUGACGUCGGGUGAUGGGUGUCUACUGUUAUAAAUAUUAAAUAAAUACUGGUGAAGACUACAGUGUCUGGGGACCGGAGACUAACCAAAGCCGAAAGAUGAGUAUGCCGAAUAUGGUGGGGGUACCCCUGAGCAUGCUCGAUCCCAAGUUUCUCCACACGAACUCCACCAGCCACACCUGGCCGUUCAGUGCCAUCGCGGAGCUGAUCGACAAUGCAUACGACCCAGAUGUCAUGGCCAAGCAGUUAUGGAUUGAUUGGACUCGGAUAAAGGGGUUUGACUGCCUUACAUUUCAGGACAAUGGGAAGGGUAUGACCAAAAAAGGAAUGCACAAAAUGCUGAGUUUCGGGUUCAGCGAUAAGCAAGCCGUCGGAGGCCACGCCCCAGUGGGCAUGUAUGGAAACGGCUUCAAGUCCAGCUCUAUGCGUCUGGGGAAGGACGCCAUCAUCUUCUCCAAGAUAAGUGACACUAUGAGUGUGGGGCUGCUGUCCCAGAGCUACCUGGAGAGCAUCCAGGCUGAGCAUGUGGUGGUCCCCAUCGUCACCCUCGGACAUGAUGGGCAGAGCUCAGUAGAGGAUGCAGCCAGUCUGCAGGACAUUCUCAAACACUCCCCCUUCAACACAGAGGAGGAGCUCCUCACUGAGCUGACGGCUAUUACCUCCAUCAGCUCUACAGGCACACGCAUCAUCAUCUGGAACCUGCGCAGAGUGGCGAAUGGAGAGACGGAGUUUGAUCUCAGCACGAACAGGUAUGACAUCCGGAUCCCGGAAGAUGCGUGUGAGACGCACAAGAACCAAAACAUCACACAGUCAGUGCCGGAGAUCAUCUACUCGCUGCGUGCGUACUGCAGCAUCUUGUACUUAAAGCCUCGCAUGCAGAUCAUCAUCAGAGGUGAGAAGGUGAAGAUGCAGCUCAUCUCCAAGAGCCUGGCAUUAACCCGCAAGGACCAAUACAAACCUGUCUUCCUUAAGGAACGCAUCCCGAUCACCUUUGGGUACAACAUUAAAAAUAAGGAUGAGUACGGCAUGAUGAUGUACCGUAACAACCGUCUAAUCAAGGCAUUUGAGAGGGUGGGCUGCCAGCGCAAGGGUGGUUUCCGGGGUGUCGGAGUGAUCGGUGUUAUCGAGUGCAACUUUCUGAAGCCCACACACAACAAGCAGGACUUUGACGACACUGAUGAAUACAGGAAAACUAUGAAUAACCUGGCAGUGAAGCUGGAAGAGUACUGGGAAGAAAUUCGGCACAAGCGUAAAGGCUGCCAAAUACCAACAGAAUAUAUUCCGAAGCAUCCGGAUCAGAACUGGGUGCAGUGUGAUAACUGUCAGAGGUGGAGAAGACUCCCAGAUGGUAUCGACUCUAAUCUGCUCCCUGAUGAGUGGUUCUGCUACAUGAAUCCAGAUCCCCAGUACAGGAGCUGUCAAGUAGAGCAGGAGCCUGUGGAUUCAGAAGACGAGCAGCAGUGUGACCCAAAACCUUACAAGAGACAGUAAGAGUUCUAUCAUCUUACAUCCACUAAUGCUUCUCAAGACUAGUUGAUACUACACUUUGUCAUGUGCAGUUACAGUUGGCCCCUGGUCAUGCACAUGGACUCUUGUGUACAUACGACAUUUGUCCGUUUAUGCCGACACAUGCAAACAGUAAUGAUUUUCCACCGGCCCAGCGGAGGCCAGACGCCAUUUCGGUCUGUUGAAUUCCCUUCUUUGCACAGUGUUUGGGUGAUUUUCUUUGCACAAAAUUUUUGCAUCAGAAUAUGUUUUUCUGCUCCUUCAAUGAUGAGUUAUAUACAGUAAGCCCUAAACGUACACACACUUGAUAUUUGCAGUUUUGGUUAUUCUCGAGUUAGCCGUGACUUGCGGAUGACGAGGAACGUAAAAACAAUGCUGAAAAUGAUUUGAAUCACAUUAAAUCAUACAAUAUAUGAAUAUAUAAAUAUUUGUUAGUGUAAGUGCAUACUAUAUUUUCAAUAUUAAAAGUCUUGGCUUGGGUAUUAUAUGACUACAUCAUUGUCUCCGCAACCAGUCUCACUCAUGUGUUGGCUGUCUUUGUGACUGUGGAAUCUAAUGGUUCUCUUAGUAACUUUUAAAUUUUUCAGUGCUUUACCCGACAUUUUC
This is a messenger RNA of Paramormyrops kingsleyae, 2371 nucleotides long. Lineage: Eukaryota; Metazoa; Chordata; Actinopteri; Osteoglossiformes; Mormyridae. The record is from RefSeq and is a predicted model, not a curated record.